Messenger RNA from Corylus avellana, 773 nucleotides. Its product is annotated as F-box/WD repeat-containing protein pof10. Gene Ontology annotation, cellular component: SCF ubiquitin ligase complex; cytoplasm. The record is from RefSeq and is a predicted model, not a curated record. Gene Ontology annotation, biological process: SCF-dependent proteasomal ubiquitin-dependent protein catabolic process. Gene Ontology annotation, molecular function: protein binding. NCBI's taxonomy places the organism in Eukaryota, Viridiplantae, Streptophyta, Magnoliopsida, Fagales, Betulaceae.
UUCAAUCAACAAAGAAAGUGAACAAAAACUGUUCUUACAAAGAAGCGCUCUCUGUGUCUCUCUCUCUCUGAUCACAACGCACACGCACACGCGCGCGCGAUCCGACUUUUCCGAAAAGAUGCAUUGAAUUGAAGUGAGGUUUGAACAAAAUAUGGAGAGUUUGCCUGUGGAAAUCUGGCUUAAGAUUUUCUGUUUCUUGGAUUACCAGAACCUUGCAAUUGCACACCAAGUUUGCAGGAAGUGGAAGGGCGUGGCCUCCGACAACAAUCUAUGGUCUAACCUAUUCAAGGAAAGAUGGGGAGAAGAUCACGCCAUGUUCUACGCCCCUGUUGGUUCAAAAUCAUGGAAAGAUGUGUAUGAGGUUCAAGAUCGUUGUCAUAGAGUUGGAUUGGGCCUGAAGAUAAUAAGAGAAGGUGGUGACUAUUAUCUUGUUCACCAAGGUGAAAUUCAACGCUAUCUGGGUUCAAGGAGUCAAAGGAAAGGGACAAGUAGUUGUACUCUGAAUACAAAAAGAGAGUUCAAUGAUGAAGAAUCACAAGAAGAGGAAUCCCGUAGAGGGAUUUUAGACAAAAUUCUUUUCUUCAUUGGGGAUUUGGAGGUUGCCUCCACAGAUGCAAAACGUUGCCGGGAGCUAUAAAUGGAUUUCAAGGCAUCAACUCAGAACACUGUAAAAUUUCUGUAUGUAUAUAUGUGUUGCUCUGGAACAUAGUCAUUGUGGUUUGAAUAAUAAUAGGUUUGGAGGUAAUGGAGGGUUCAUAUUUUAUUCAUUUUCA